GGAGCGCGACGCGACGCGGGGACUCCCAGGCCUGUGGGAGGGCCCUGCCCAGGACUGGGUGGUGCCAGAACCCCAGUUUAAAAACUCGCGGGGGCCCCGACCCGAGAUCGGGGACCCGGCGGCGGCUCCGCGGGGAAACAGCGAGGCUGGCGCAGCGCCGAGGCCGCGGCCCUGGGGGCCCGCAAUCCGCGCCCCGGAACCCUCGAGUGAGUCGGAGUGAGCGCGGCCACUGCCCGACACAGACAGUGAAGAAGCUCCUGGAAGAACAGAGGCGCCGCCAGCAGCAGCCUGACGCCGGUGGGGCGCAGGGACAGUUCCCGUCUCCGCUGUCGCAGCCCCUGACCCCAUCUGUGUGUGAGGCUGAGGCUGGCCAUCCUCACUUCCCAGCACCCCAGGAGGCUGUGGGCUCUGGACCUGGCAGCUCGGCCCCCUCUAUGGGCUUUCCAGACUGGGACCCCAACACGCAUGCCGUCUACACAGACAGUUUCUACUCCUACCCCGCUUCUGCUGCUGAAAGUUUCCUGAUUCCUGACUUCUACCCACCCUCGAACCCAGGGCAGCAGUGCCCGUUACCCCUGGGGAUGGAGGCAGGAUCCUGGAGAGUUUCUGGGCUCCCCCCAGGACCCCCACAGUUGCCCACUGUGGUCACUGGGCCAUCCCUGGAAGCAGCCCGAGCUCACAUGCUGGCUUUGGGGCCACAACAGCUGCUGGCCCAGGAUGAGGAGGGGGACACGCUCCUGCACCUGUUUGCGGCUCGGGGGCUGCGCUGGGCAGCAUACGCUGCGGCUGAGGUGCUCCAGGUGUACCAACAUCUGGACAUUCGUGAGCACAAGGGCAAGACCCCUCUCCUGGUGGCUGCUGCUGCCAAUCAGCCCCUGAUAGUGGAGGAUCUGCUGAGCUUGGGAGCAGAGCCCAAUGCCACCGACCAUCAGGGACGUUCUGUCUUGCAUGUGGCCGCCACCUAUGGGCUUCCGGGAGUCCUCUCGGCUGUGUUUAACUCAAGGGUUCAGGUUGACCUUGAAGCCAGAGACUUCGAGGGCCUCACCCCGCUCCACACAGCCAUCCUGGCUCUCAACGUCGCUAUGCGCCCACCCGACCUCUGUCCCCGGAUGCUGAGUGCCCAAGCCCAAGAGAGGCUGGCUUGUGUCCAGAUGUUGCUGUACAUGGGUGCUGAUCACACCAGCCAGGAGAUCAAGAGCAACAAGACGGUUCUGCACUUGGCCGUGCAGGCUGCCAACCCCACCCUGGUCCAGCUGCUGCUGGAGCUGCCGCGGGGAGACCUGCGGGCCUUCGUCAACAUGAAGGCCCACGGGAACACAGCCCUCCACAUGGCGGCCGCCCUGCCCCCUGGGCCAGCCCAGGAGGCCAUCGUGCGGCGCCUGUUGGCAGCUGGGGCGGACCCGACGCUGCGCAACCUGGAGAACGAGCAGCCCAUCCACCUGCUGCGGCCCGGGCCGGGCCCUGAGGGGCUCCGGCAGCUGUUGAAGAGGAGCCGUGUGGCGCCCCCAGGCCUGUCCUCUUAGGACUCAAACCCAGAACCUGGACUGAUUUUCCAGUCCCCACCGUCCUGUGGGACAGCCAGCGUAUGCUAAUGUGCAAAUCCAUGAUAAUGUAUGUGGAAUAUCCCGCCAUUAGGGUCUUACAUUAAAACCCCAAAAUGGCUGCUGGGGGGUGAACAGUCCCCAAUAUUUGGGAUGCUGACACCCCUCCCCCACCCACAAGGAGCCCUCUUGAUGAUUUCUGUGAAAUCGAGGCCCCUUGAUUGUUUCUGUGAAACACCUGGGCCCCUAACCCUGUCCUCACUGAGACCUUUUGGGGUUCUCUCCCCUAACUCAGCUCUUCAUGCCCAAAAACCCAGAUGUAAUCCCCCUACGUGGUACUUGGAGCUCCUAAGAUAGCUCCCGACCCUCCCCAGCUCCCACGCCCCUGGAGUC
Messenger RNA from Propithecus coquereli (Coquerel's sifaka), 1934 nucleotides. It is a transcript of the gene NFKBID, whose product is annotated as nuclear factor of kappa light polypeptide gene enhancer in B-cells inhibitor, delta. Gene Ontology annotation, cellular component: nucleus. Lineage: Eukaryota; Metazoa; Chordata; Mammalia; Primates; Indriidae. The transcript has 12 exons. The record is from RefSeq and is a predicted model, not a curated record. Gene Ontology annotation, biological process: regulation of gene expression. Gene Ontology annotation, molecular function: protein binding. Bases 435 to 1523 code for a protein of 362 amino acids.